AUUUAGACAGCAACUCUCAUUUGUCCUGAACCACAUAUCAAUCGUAUCAGCGGUCGUCCCGUCCCGACUUUGUAACCCCACCGAGGAAAACGAUAAACCCAUCCACCGGCAGCUGAGCACUCGCACUCGCACUCGGGGUUUAUUUUAGUUUGGAAGUGAACUUGUUGUUUUCGUCAUGGGAACUGUCAUCGAUUCUCAUUUCUUGGCCCUCACCGCCAUCGUCACUGUGGGCUAUCAGUCGUUUUUCUUUCUGAUUACAGCGCUCUUAAGGUUCGACAAAGUUACAGACUUCGCAGGUUGCUCGAAUUUUGUCAUUCUUGCUUUGUUGACCCUGAUUGUGAAAGGAUCAUGGCACUUUCGACAGGUGGUAUUAUCGAUGCUUGUAGUCAUAUGGGGUCUUCGUCUAGGGUUGUUUCUGCUGAUGAGGAUACUACAGUGGGGGGAAGAUCGGCGCUUCGAUGAAAUGCGCAGUAAUUUGGGAAAAUUAGCUGUUUUCUGGACAUUUCAGGCUGUGUGGGUGUGGACUGUGAGUUUACCAGUGACCAUUGUUAAUGCAAGCAAUCGAGACCCCUCUCUUCGACCUGCAGACGUGAUAGGAUGGAUCAUGUGGUGUGCUGGCCUUCUUGUUGAAGCAGCCGCCGACCAGCAAAAACUAGCAUUCAAGAAUUCUCCGGAGAACAGAGGCAAAUGGUGCAAUGUCGGAGUCUGGAAGUACUCACGCCAUCCAAACUACUUUGGCGAGAUUCUACUCUGGUGGGGAAUCUUUGUGGCUGCGACGCCUGUGCUGGAGCGCGCCGAAUGGCUUGUAAUACUCGGGCCAAUAUUCCUUACUUUGCUGCUGCUCUUUGUCAGUGGCAUCCCGCUGCUUGAGGAGUCGGCCGACAAGAAGUAUGGGAACCUUUCUACAUACCAGCACUAUAAAAGAUCGACGAGUCCUCUGGUCCUGCUUCCGCCGGCAAUAUACGGUCACUUGCCACUGUGGUUCAAAUCGACAUUUCUGUUCGAGUUUCCACUCUAUAGCCGGAGUCUCCCUCCAGGAGAAAACUGGUUUAUGCGAACUGUGCAAGGAAUAGAAGACAGGAAGGGAGCAGCAGUGCACGCAAGAUCAAUUAAUACACAAGUCAUUCAUCGUCAGCUGCCAUUAAAACUUAUAUAUACUGAUUUCUCAUUAUACUAUGCAACUCAUUGUUCAUCCCUACAACAUUGGAUUGUGUACAUAACUGGCAUGCCGCAAGCAAUUCCUACCUUCCCUAGUUCGACAAAUACAUCAACUUUAUUAUUCGGUGGGAAAGAAUAAAGCAGAAAUACAUCCUUUAACA
Molecule: messenger RNA, 1319 nt
Organism: Andrographis paniculata
Lineage: Eukaryota; Viridiplantae; Streptophyta; Magnoliopsida; Lamiales; Acanthaceae
Exons: 10
Coding region: 176-1297 (373 amino acids)
Biological process (GO): lipid metabolic process
Cellular component (GO): membrane
Molecular function (GO): oxidoreductase activity, acting on the CH-CH group of donors
Source: RefSeq, a predicted model, not a curated record